Molecule: messenger RNA, 624 nt
Organism: Striga asiatica
Lineage: Eukaryota; Viridiplantae; Streptophyta; Magnoliopsida; Lamiales; Orobanchaceae
Source: the annotation of a GenBank genome assembly
AUGACUAGAAAGAAAGUAACCCUAGCUUACAUUAAUAGCGACUCUGACCGGAAAGCCUCAUUCCGCAAAAGGAUGAGAGGUUUCCGGAACAAGGCCCGCGAAAUCGGGACUUUGUGCGAUGUCCCGGUUUGUACCAUAGUGUACAGCGGUUACGAGCGACAGGCUGAGGUGUACCCAUCUUGGGCCGAGGCCCAACUUGUGGUGGCCCGCUUUAACGGCCUCCAGGACGUUGACAAGAGCCGCAAAAUGGUGAGCCAAGAAACAUUCACCCAACAGCGGAUCGCGAGAGUGCGGGCCCAGCUGAGUCGGGCCCAAAGGGAGAAUAAGCGGCGGGAGCUGGAAAAGUUCAUGUACAGCUGCGUGGAGGGGACCACCAGGCUGGCGGACUUGGACCCUGCUGACGUGGACGAGAUGGAUAUUGUUAUGGACAAGGUCCUGAGGGACAUCGAGUCCAGGAAGGAGAGGAUGAGGAGUAAUGUGGAAAAAGAAGUAGAAAAAGAAGAAGAUUUUAAUAGCUACAUACUGAGGAUUGCGGACAGUCCAACCGGGCUGGAAGUGGCUCCGAGCCAGGCCAGGAUCGGCUGUGACAUGUGGAGUUUGGCCAAGGAGUCAAUGCUGUUGUGA